This is a messenger RNA of Sabethes cyaneus, 4007 nucleotides long. It is a transcript of the gene sl, whose product is annotated as 1-phosphatidylinositol 4,5-bisphosphate phosphodiesterase gamma-1. The transcript has 15 exons. The record is from RefSeq and is a predicted model, not a curated record. Bases 77 to 3724 code for a protein of 1215 amino acids. Gene Ontology annotation, biological process: positive regulation of epithelial cell migration; phosphatidylinositol-mediated signaling; phospholipid catabolic process. Gene Ontology annotation, molecular function: protein binding; phosphatidylinositol-4,5-bisphosphate phospholipase C activity. Lineage: Eukaryota; Metazoa; Arthropoda; Insecta; Diptera; Culicidae.
ACCAAAACCAAAGUUAAUUUGCAUAUAGUUCAAGAACGUAAACUGAUUGCCUGCCAGCUAGUUUUUUAUAUAUUAGAUGAGCUUUAGUUUUGGCCUUCCGGCACUGGGCGAGAUGGAACAAAUCAUCUGCAGCCUGGAACGAGGAACCUUAAUUCAGAAAUUUUAUGCGCGGAGAAAGCCUGAAAAGAAAACCUUAAUGUUACAUAGAGAAACGCGUCAGGUAACAUGGUCUUCACCUGGGCAAAAUAGUAGAUCUAACUUUGAAGGGGCGUUCGAACUUCGCGAAGUAAAAGAAGUUCGUCUUGGAAAGGCUUCUAAAGAUUUUGAAAAAUGGGCAGACGAAGCAAAGAAAAUUGACUUACGAAAGUGCUUCGUCGUUUUCUACGGAAAUGAGUUUAAGUUACGCUCGCUAUCGGUUGUUGCUCUCUCAGAAAAAGAAUGCGAAAUGUGGAUUAAAGGUCUUAAACACAUGAUAGCAGACACUCUCAAUGCUCCAUACUGGUUAAAAGUUGAGCGGUGGCUGAGAAGGGAAUUUUAUGCUAUGGAGAACUCGCGCGAAGCAGUGAGUUUAAAAGAAGUGAAAUCGUUUCUACCAAAGGUCAAUUGCAAAAUAACAACAGCUAAAUUAAAUGAAAUCUUUAAUGAAGUAGACACUCGCCGGCGAAUCGAACUCGGAUUCGAUGAUUUCGUUCGUCUUUACCAGAAAUUAAUGACAGCGCCAAACAGCAUACAUGAAUACAUCGAAAGUAAUAUGCUGCAUUCACAAAAUGAAAUAGUUACAUUACAGGAAUUCCAAAAUUUUCUAAAUGAAGUACAAAAUGAGUCUUUAAUCGCUGAAGCUGUCUCAAAUGUAAUACGAGAAUAUGUGCAGGAUCCAGUUCGAGACGUCCAAGAACCGUAUAUGAAAAUACAAGAGUUUAUUGAUUUUCUUUUUUCGCGACAAAAUGAAAUUUGGAAUAAGAAGUGCGACACUAUAUAUCAAGAUAUGAAUCGACCUCUAGCUCAUUACUGGAUUUCAUCAUCGCACAACACGUACCUUACUGGCGAUCAAUUUUCGAGCGAAUCUUCUGUGGAAGCAUAUGCUAGAGCACUACGAAUGGGCUGCCGCUGUAUAGAACUUGAUUGCUGGGAUGGUCCAGAUAAUAUGCCGCUAAUAUUUCACGGCCAUACAUUUACUACUAAAAUAAAAUUCAAGGACGUAAUCCAGACUAUUAAAGAACAUGCAUUUGUCACAUCAGAAUAUCCAGUAAUACUAUCAAUUGAACAAAAUUGCUCAUUAGCCCAGCAGCGAAAGAUGGCAUGUGCAAUGCAGGAUAUUUUUGGUGACAUGCUACUUACGCAGCAGAUUGAAAAAAAUGAGCUUCAGUUACCAUCGCCUUCUCAACUAAAAAGGAAAAUUAUCUUAAAACAUAAAAAGCUUCCAGAGAAUGGAGGAAAGUUAGAAGACGGAAUAAUACCUAAUGAUGGCGCUUUGAUUAGAACGGAUGAAACUGAAUUAGACAUAAGAAACACUGUGAAGAAUGGAAUUCUCUUCCUCGAAGAUCCUGUAGACAAAGUGUGGAAUCCGCAUUUUUUUGUAUUAACUGAGCAUAAGUUAUUUUAUACGGACAGUCAAAGCAGAACUGAACGAGAAGAUAUGCGUGAAGAAGAAUGUGACUCUAGCUUAUCAAGACCUAAAGACGGUGUUACCAAUGACGAAUUACACUUUGGCGAAAACUGGUUUCAUGGGAAAUUACCCGGCGGUCGCGAAGAAGCUGAAAGUCUUCUGCGCCAGUACGCGCAUUUUGGUGAUGGAACAUUUCUUGUACGCGAAAGUGUCACAUUUGUUGGAGACUACUGUUUAUCGUUUUGGCGCCAAGGAAAACCCAACCAUUGCAGGAUUAAAUUGAAACAGGAUAAAGGUGUAACUAAAUAUUAUUUAAUGGAAAACAAUUUGUUUGAUAAUUUGUAUAGUUUGAUUAUCUUCUAUCGUCAAAAUUCGCUUAGAAGCUCGGAAUUUUACAUAACUUUAAAAGAACCUGUACCACAACCCAACAAACACGAAAGUAAAGAUUGGUACCACGAAAAUACAACCCGUGAGCAAUCUGAAAUUAUACUACAUCAACUGCAUAACGAUGGGGCAUUUCUCGUUAGACCGAGUGAUAAAGGUCCAAACGCUUUUGUAAUUUCGUUCAGGGCCAACAAUAAAAUCAAACACUGUCGCAUAAAGGUAGAAGGACGAUUAUACAGCGUUGGUGGGAUGGAAUUCGAAAGUUUAAUAGAUCUGGUGAAUUUUUAUAUAAAGCAUCCUCUAUACAAGAAAGUCAAAUUAACCCAUCCAAUCUCCAGAGACAUGAUGAAGAAAAUUAAUACUAUGAACGCUCCAGAUGAUAACGGGGCAUAUAGCUACAUGGAUCCAUCAUCCAUGAAUGAAAAGAUUACUGUGAAAGCGCUUUAUGACUAUAAAGCCCAACGAGAUGAUGAGUUGUCCUUUUGCAAACAUGCUAUAAUUACAAAUGUAGAUAAAAAAGGCAACGAAUUGUGGUGGACGGGUAAUUAUGGAGGUAAAAAGCAACAUUAUUUUCCAGCAAAUUAUGUACAAGAAAUCAACACAACAGAUGGAAACAGUGAUGAUAGUGGCAGCGAUUCGCUGAUGCUUGGAAGUCUACAGAAAGGAUCUCUUGACGUGCAUGGAGCUGUUGUUGAAUUGACCUACGGUCCACAUCCAGAAUUGGAACGAAUUCUACGCAUUCAAAAUCCUUCAAUGCAAAAUGUGUUCGAAAUUGGGGUGCAAUCAAAAGAGCUUGCUAUUGAAUGGAUGAAUUCUAUCAAACAAGCUGCGCAGAAUGCUAGUGUACUAGAAGAUGAGCGCCGAAAAAUGGAACGAAAUUCACGGGUAGCAAAAGAAAUGUCCGAUAUGAUAAUAUACUGCCGAAGUGUGCCUUUUAAAAACACUGGCUGGGUUUUUUACGAAAUGUCUAGUUUUCCCGAAACAAAAGCGGAAAAGUAUUUCUUGCAGCAAGAAACAAAACUGUUUGUACGAUAUCAUCGCAGUCAGAUCAGUCGUGUCUAUCCCAAAGGCCAACGAUUGGAUUCUUCUAAUUAUAAUCCUAUUCCGUUAUGGAAUACAGGUUCUCAAAUGAUAGCUCUAAAUUUUCAGACACCAGACAAAGCGAUGCAAUUAAACCAAGCAAAAUUUAGAGAUAACGGUGCUUGUGGGUAUAUUUUGAAACCACAGUUUAUGUUUCGGGAUGAAUUUGAUCUAAAUGAUCCAAAUACUGUGGUUGACGUCGAAGAGAAAGUAAUAACAAUCAGGAUAAUUGGUGCUAGACAUCUAUGCAAAGGUGGGCGGAAUAUUACAAGUCCACUGGUGGAAGUCGAGAUACUUGGCGCCAAUUUUGAUAAUGGUGUUAAACAUAGAACAAAGGCAGUGGCUGACAAUGGAUUUAAUCCCUUUUGGAAAGAAGUUUGUGAAUUCAAAGUGAAGAAUCCAGAUUUUGCAAUGUUACGUUUCGAAGUGCAAGAUGAAGAUAUGUUCGGUGAACCAAAUUUUAUAGGACAGGCAGUUUUUCCGAUAAACGCGUUACGUACCGGAUAUCGAAGUGUGCCAUUAAGAAACAAGUACAGUGAGGAGCUAGAAUUGGCAACGCUUCUUGUACAUAUUGUUAUUCGCUGUAGCUCAAACCAAGGGGACCCGCAUUCGGACGUGGCCGGCGUCGGUAUUGAUCAGCAUGCAGGGACCUGAUAUGGUUGCACAAUGAGGAAUAGCGUGCUGUCCCUAGUAUGCUUUUUCCAGCCAUCAUUUUGCCAUUUUCAUCGGUCCUGGUCAAUAACGGAGUAGCAGCACACAGGCGGUAUCCUAUGCAGCGACAACAUGCACAUGAAUGUAUUUAGCUAAUUUACAAUCAUCUUUUAAAAUAUUAAGAAAGUUACGCGUAGAUUUAAAUACUUAAGCUCACAAGUAUUAUUUAUUUGCAUGAUAUAUCAAGUGUCACUAACAAUGAUGAAAACGAACGUUGUUUUAAAGU